AUGAUCAUUCCCGUUCGCUGCUUCUCGUGCGGCAAGGUCAUCGGUGACAAGUGGAACGCCUACCUUGCGCUCCUCCUCGACGGCCGAACCGAAGGCGAGGCGCUCACAGAGCUCGACCUCAAGCGCUACUGCUGCCGACGAAUGGUCCUGACCCACGUCGAUCUCAUCGAGAAGCUUCUCCACUACAACAUCCACGAACGCCGAACCCAGGCAUGA
Molecule: messenger RNA, 216 nt
Organism: Kalmanozyma brasiliensis GHG001
Lineage: Eukaryota; Fungi; Basidiomycota; Ustilaginomycetes; Ustilaginales
Product: DNA-directed RNA polymerase, subunit N/Rpb10
Exons: 2
Coding region: 1-216 (71 amino acids)
Biological process (GO): transcription by RNA polymerase I; tRNA transcription by RNA polymerase III; transcription by RNA polymerase II
Cellular component (GO): RNA polymerase III complex; RNA polymerase II, core complex; RNA polymerase I complex
Molecular function (GO): zinc ion binding; DNA binding; DNA-directed RNA polymerase activity
Source: RefSeq, a predicted model, not a curated record